CCACAUUGCCAUUGGCAUUUGUGCAUUCAUGAUUCAUGAGGCGACAUCACUGUCAGCAUUGAGUGCUUUUGCCAGGGGCAUUUGACGAGCAAAAAGCUGAUUGCCCCUCGGGUCCUGGCCCUGGCCAUUGAGGGCAAAAGGCACAAUGGCGCAGGCCGGCCUCCAAGCAAGGCUGCUGCGGGGGCCGCUGUUACUGGGGUCCGCUUCUGCGCAAGCUGGGAGCGGGGUGGGUGAGGCUGAUGCACUGGUCCGGCAAGGUCUCGCUGUUUGCUGUGGAUCACGAAGAGCGUGCUUAGCGAAUUCCUCUUACCAGGGCCCGAGUCCAACUCUGGGGCCACAGUAUGUUGCUGGCAACUCUAGAACAACUUUCAAAGCGGAUGAAAGGCCAACGGUAAAACGACGGGCAGUAGCAGUGGCGGUGGCUCCAGCUGUGGAGACACCGCAGGAGGUUACAGAAGACUAUGCCUCCUUCUCCAAAGCCGCUGAGCGGGGCAAUCUGGUCCCCAUGUUUCGGCGCAUCUUCUCCGACCAGCUGACGCCUGUCCUAGCGUACAAGUGUUUAGUGAGGGGGGACGACAAGGAGGCGCCCAGCUUCCUGCUAGAAUCGGUGGAAGACGGAAUUCGCGCGGGGCGGUACAGCUUUGUCGGUGCCCACCCGUCCCUCGAGGUGAUUGCGAAAGAGGAGCUGGUGACGAUCCUCGACCAUGCAAAGGGGGGGCGCGAGGAGAAGCUGAGCCAAGACCCCCUCCAGGUGCCCGUGGAGCUGUCAGAGGACUGGCGGCCAGCCACUGUAGAUGGACUGCCAGACUGCUUCUGCGGCGGAUGGGUGGGCUAUACAUCGUACGACACGGUCCGGUACGUAGAGAGCAAGAAGCUGCCGUUUGCGAACGCGCCUGACGAUGACCGAGGGUUACCCGACAUCCACCUCGGGCUGUACCACGACGUAGUCGUCUUUGACCACGUCACCAAGAUUAUCUACGUGAUACAUUGGGUGAUGCUGGACGACUUCGAAUCCGUUUCGGACGCUUAUUCGAACGGGCAGCGCGCGCUUGCACGGCUGGUACAACGGCUGCAAACGUCCGACGGUCCGGUGCUCUCGUCCGGCUGCGUACAGCUGUCGCUCGGGGAGAACACCACCACGGAAGCAGUGUCCAACAUGACCAAGAGCGACUUCAUUGCGGCAAUCGAGGACGCGAAGGAGCACAUACUGGCAGGCGACAUCUUUCAGAUCGUGCUAAGCCAACGUUUUGAGCGGCGCACUUUUGCGGACCCGUACGAGAUCUACCGCGCACUGCGCAUCGUGAACCCCUCCCCCUACAUGAUCUAUCUCCAGGCGCGGGGCGCCAUUCUUGUUGCGUCCAGCCCCGAGAUCCUCUGCCGGAUCACGGACAGGAAGGUGGUGAACCGGCCGCUGGCGGGCACGCGGCGACGGGGCGCGACGGAGAUGGAGGACCAGGCCUUGGAGGACGAGUUGCUGGCGGACGAGAAGGAGCGCGCGGAGCACGUCAUGCUGGUGGACCUGGGCAGGAAUGACGUCGGCAAGGUGUCGAAAGCUGGUUCGGUGAAGGUGGAGGCGCUGAUGAAGAUCGAGCGGUACAGCCACGUGAUGCACAUCAGCAGCACGGUCACCGGGGAGCUCAAGGAGGACCUCACCUCCUGGGACGCGCUCAAAGCCACGCUGCCGGUCGGGACCGUCAGUGGCGCGCCAAAGGUGCGUGCCAUGGAGUUGAUCGACGAACUAGAGGUGGCGCGAAGAGGGCCGUACAGCGGAGGGAUCGGCAUGGUGUCCUUCACAGGGGAUAUGGACAUCGCUCUGGCCCUGCGCACGAUGGUCAUCCCCACGUUUGCGCACGACACAUUGUACGACUACCGGGGGGAAGUGCCGAGGCGAGAGUGGGUCGUGCAUUUGCAAGCGGGGGCCGGGAUUGUAGCGGACAGUAACCCCGAGCUAGAGUAUCAAGAAACGGUAAACAAAUCAAUGGCUAUGGCGCGAGCGAUCGAUCUAGCGGAGACGGCUUUCCGGCCGGAUUCGGCUGGACUUGGGACGUAACUCCAGUGAUUUAUGUUGAAAGCAGUUUCAUUUCGUCCAAGCAUUCGCAGGUGCCCUGACUUUCUCAAACACGAUUUAUGCUUGUACUGAAGGCCCUCAUAAAUCUUCCAACA
Klebsormidium nitens is the source of this 2163-nucleotide messenger RNA. Lineage: Eukaryota; Viridiplantae; Streptophyta; Klebsormidiophyceae; Klebsormidiales; Klebsormidiaceae. The record is from the annotation of a GenBank genome assembly.